GUGUGGGUGACGAAAGCGACAGUAGCCCUUGUUCGGGAUUAAUGUUCUUGGACCUUAUUAAAAAACCCGGCUGAGCGUGGAGUGUUGUAUUGAAUUAUUAUUAAUGUUAUUAAUUGGCAAGAUAACUCUAGUGAAGUAUUGUUAUAUUUUACUAAUUGUUACUAAACAACGUACUUCCGUGAAUGUGAAUGCUAUGAUGUAAAAUAUAUUGUUAGUAUAUUUUUUCAAACAGUCAAUAUUUCAACUUCAAUGUCAUAUAUAACUUUAACUUUAAAGUUUAGAAUAUUUGGAGACAUAAAACUGGACGUGGCGAGUACAUUUCUCUGUAUUGGUGAGUGUAAAAAAAAGAAGCGUUUGUUUCGAGCACCGUGAGUGCCCGCCGCAGCAUCCCCAGUCCUCCGCACCCUGCUCGCUUCUCUACCAGGAAACAUCCAUGAUGGCGCGGACAGAACCGGUACCGAGACGGCAGCUGCUGAUCUGGCUGUUUGUCGGCGUCCUUUGGGCCGGCGUCCAGCGUGUGAACGGGGACGAGGACCAGAACCAGGACACGGACUGUAAAAUGAAGAGCGUGACCGUGUCUGCGCUGCCUUUCCUGCGUGAGAACGACCUGAGCAUCAUGCACAGUCCUUCCGCAUCCGAAGCCAAGCUGCUCUUCUCCGUCACUAACGACUUCCCUGGGAAUGUCGUCGUGGUGGACGACCUGGAAAACACCGAACUCCCCUUCUUCGUCCUCGAGAUUUCUGGGAACUCUGAAGACAUACCUUUGGUGCGAUGGAGGCAGCAGUGGCUCGAGAACGGUACUCUUCUAUUUCAUAUUCACCAUCAGGAUGGCAGCGUCAACCUUCCAGAACCAACUGAUGAUCCAGCAAACAGUUCUGCUAAGGAGGAGAUCCGCAUUCUGCACAUCUCCGUCAUGGGUGGGAUGAUCGCCCUCCUGCUGUCCAUCCUGUGCCUGGUCCUGAUCCUUUACACUCGCCGGCGCUGGUGUAAGCGUCGCCGCAUCCCUCAGCCUCAGAAGAGCGCUAGUGCCGAAGCGGCAAAUGAGAUCCAUUACAUACCCUCCGUGCUGAUGGGAGGCCAAGCCCGAGAGAGCUUGAGGAACUCCCGGGGUCAGGGCCCAAAUUCCAGCGGAACUCUCAGCAUCCGAGAGACGCCGAUUCUGGAUGGGUACGAAUAUGACAUCACAGACCUUCGCCACCAUCUACAACGAGAGUGCAUGAAUGGAGGUGAGGAAUUUGCCAGUCAAGUCAGCCGAACGCUGGACUCUCUGCAGGGCUGCAAUGACAAAAAUAAUAUGGACCUCACUCCUGUGAUUGACAACACAAAGCUGGCGCUGAUGAACAAAUACAAAGACAACAUCAUUGCCACCAGUCCAAUUGACAGCAACCACCAGCAGAACACCUUGCUUCCCCACAACACCUCCACCAGCCAGCGCAAACGUCUCUCCAGCAACACUCGGGCGGGUUCAACCUUCUUGAACCCAGACGGAGACUCUGGCACCGAGGCCGACAGCGAGCCUCAGCUGGCCUUUUACACCGACCCGAACCGCAGUCGCCGCCGGAGUCGAGGUAUGAGAAACGGUAACGCCAACAGCGCAUGGGGCUCAGGGGUAGCAGGUUCCCCUCGGAGCCCCAUCAGUAAGACCACACUGACUCUAAUCAGUGUGAUCAGCUGUGUCAUCAGCCUGGUUUACUGCUCUCACCUGUCCUGCAACCUGUCAGUACGUGUCAUCCUACACGUACCGGAGCACCUCAUCGCUGACGGGUCGAGGUUCAUUUUGCUCCAGGGAAGCCAAUUGGAUGCCUCUGACUGGCUGAACCCAGCACAGAUCUUACUAUACCACCAACAGAAUGCAAGCGGGCCGUGGGUGAAGGAACUGUGUGGACGGCGCCUGCUGGACCCGUGUGAACACCAAUGCGACCAAGAGACAGGAGAAUGCCUUUGCCUCAAUGGAUACAUGAAGGACCCGGUCCACCAGCACCUUUGCAUCCGGAGUGAGUGGGGGCCCAAUCAGGGUCCUUGGCCUUACACCAUCUUCCAGCGUGGUUUUGAUCUCGUCAUGGGAGAGCAACCUUCUGAUCGUAUUUUCAGAUUCACAUACACGUUAGGAGAAGGAAUGUGGCUGCCUUUGAGUAAAAGCUUUGUCAUCCCCCCAGCAGAGCUGGCCAUCAACCCUUCUGCCAAAUGCAAGACUGACAUGACCGUCAUGGAGGAUGCUGUGGAUGUGCGAGAAGAAUUGAUGAUCAGUUCGUCCUUUGACUCUUUGGAGGUGCUUCUGGAUUCCUUUGGACCUGUCAGAGACUGUAGCAAAGACAACGGAGGUUGUAGCCGUAAUUUCCGCUGCAUCUCUGACAGAAAGCUGGACUCCACAGGAUGUGUGUGCCCCCCAGGAUUGAGUCCCAUGAAGGAUGGCAGUGGAUGUUAUGAUCACCACAUCGGCAUCGACUGCUCCGACGGCUUCAAUGGAGGUUGUGAGCAGCUGUGUCUCCAGCAGUUGGCUCCUUUGGAGGAUGACCCCACCCUUUAUAACAUCCAGAUGUUCUGUGGAUGUAUUGAGGACUACAAACGGGGACCAGACGGGAGAUCUUGUCUGCCAUUAUCUGAGUCCUGCACAGAGGGGAUCGACUGCGGGGAGGCUGUAGAUGUUCCGGCAAACCAGACGGUGUUUGGAGACCUUUUCUAUGGAUACAACAACCAUACCAAAGAAAGCACUUCUGGACAAAUCCUCAAGGCCACGUUCAGGCAGAAGAACUUUGCUCGUAGCAUUGAGCAGCAACUCCCAGAUGGCAUGGUGGUGGCGUCUGUGCCAACAGAGGUGGAGUGUCGCGAGGAACUUUUGGACCCUGUGCCAGACCCAGAGUACCUCACAGGCAUGGUGAACUACAGCGAGGUGACUGGCUAUCCUCUUGUACAGCGUUGGAGUCUUCGCUCCGUGCUUUACCAUGUCAAACUCAAUCAGUGGGUCUUAUCUCAAGCCUUUAGUGCGGCGAUCCACUCCCUCGAUGGCGCAACGCAGCGGAGCGACUUUGAGGUCAUUCUGAAGGAGUUUGGGAACCACUACGUACAGGAAGCCAUGUACGGAUUCCAAGAGUCCUGCACCAUUUGGUACCCAAACAAACAGGUUCAGAGACAACUGUGGCUAGAAUACCAGGACAUCAGUAAAGGGAACUCACCUUCCGAGGAAUCGGAGGAGCAUGAAAAGGAGCCCAGAAGUUUGACUUACCCAGCUUACAUAGCCAGUCUGCUGGACACAGGAGCCAAACGGAUGGCAGCAGGAGUCCGGAUGGACUGUACCAGCCAGGGCCAGUGUCCUCGAACCUGCCAUCUCUGCCACAUGAGCCCGAGGGCGACCCAAGGGCGACAGCAAUCCGAGCCUGUCCUCUUGCAAAUCACCAAGGCGGCGCCCAUCUAUGAGUUGGUGUCCAACAACGAGACUUACCAGGCCCUCCAGGAGGCGAUGAUGAGCAUGUUGUGGUGUUCAGGGAAGGGUGACGUCAUCGAUGACUGGUGUCGGUGUGAUUCCAGUGCCUUCGGUGCCGACGGACUCCCGACUUGUGCACCUCUUCCUCAACCAAUAUUGAAACUGUCCUACACCUAUGAGCCCAGCAGCUCAUUGGUCAUCAUGGAAUGGAACCACACGGAGCCACCGAUUGGUGUUCGGAUCAUUGAUUAUCUCCUCAGCCAGGAGAAGGUGACAGAGCGGACGGACCACUCCAAAGUUGAGACAGAAUCGCUUUUGAGCUUUGUGGAUGACAUCUGGUCUGGUGCCAGGUCUCCAUGCGUGAUGUUAGGAGACAUUCCCAACCUCCUCUCCUCAUCUGUCAGCAUGAUCGUUCGAUGCCUGGAGCCUGACACCACAUAUAUGUUUCGACUGUGGGCAGUAGACAACACUGGGCGCCGCUCCAGUCCAAGUGAGGUCACCAUCAAAACUCCAUGCCCUACUGUGGAUGAUGUCAAGGCACAAGAAAUAGCAGAUAAAAUUUACAACCUCUUCAACGGCUACACCAGUGGGAAGGAGCAGCAGACGGCGUACAACACGUUGAUGGACUUGGGCGCCCCGACACUGCACCGGGUGCUCUACCACUACAAUCAGCGUUACGAGAGCUUUGGAGAGUUCACCUGGAGGUGCGAGGAUGAACUCGGACCAAGGAAGGCUGGCCUCAUCCUCUCCCAGCUGAAUGAACUAUCCCCUUGGUGUAAAGGUCUUCUUCAGGAACCCAAGAUCGGCCUUCGCAGGAUGUCUCUCAAGUUCCUUUCCUGCCGCUACACUGACACCAAGACCUUUGGAAUGAACUGGGCAGACAUGGGCCAGGACGUACACAAAGCCUGCGAUGAGCAGAUGCUCACCGUCAUGUACAACGACUACGGCGAACCCAAGGAGUUCUGACUGGAUUUCCCUCGGAAUAUUCCAGCAUAGUCCAGCAAAGGCAAUGUUUCUAACCUUCCACGUUUGUGUCACUGAUAGGAGCCUUGCAGCUUUACUUGUCUUGACUGUGCUUUUUCUAAAUAGAGGCCAUUUAUACACUUUAACAGCUAAGUACAAUACUUCAUGUAUUUGAUCUAGUCGUGUUAACCAUACAAGAAUGGGAUGAUGACUUGCUGGACAAUUUCUCAAGUGCUUCACCAUCCUGCUAUCAUGCGACUACAGAUGCCGCUACAUCGUGCACAUUAUAUCAUCACAAAAACAAGUACAGGAAUUAUUUUCUAGAGGGUUGUUCUCAGCACGGGGCUGCACGGUGGACGAGUUCAAUCCCAUGUUCUCCCCGUGCAUGCGUGGGUUUUCUCCGGGUACUCCGGUUUCCUCCCACAUUCCAAAAACAUGCUAGGUUAAUUAGCGACUCCAAAUUGUCCAUAGGUAUGAAUGUGAGUGUGAAUGGUUGUUUGUCUAUAUGUGCCCUGUGAUUGGCUGGCCACCAGUCCAGGGUGUACCCCGCCUCUUGCCCGAAGACAGCUGGGAUAGGCUCCAGCACUUCCCGCAACUUCUUGUGAGGAUAAGCGGUAGAAAAUGAAUGAAUGUUUUCAGUACGCUUUCUUCGACAAUAAAGAAUUAUUCAGGCUCUUUAGUGAUUAAAUAAUUCCAUAUUUGACAUGUUCUUGUAAUAACGAUGAAUGAUUAUACUGCCGUCAUGACGCCCAUGAUGCUUUCACUGGCUCCCACUUAGCAUCCAACCUGCAUUAGAUACAGUCAGGAAAAAGAAAUAGUAUUCAACGGAGGGAAAUAAGUAUUUGAUCCCAGUACAAAAGUUUUUUUUAGUAGUCCCCACCUCCAUUUUGGUGUCAUCGGAGUACCCCCCCCCCCAUUUCCUGUCAAUCACCACGACAGCAAAGUGUCUUAUUAAUGUCUUAUUAUCUUGCUGACUGGUGCUCCCAACUCCCUUGACAUCAUCAACCACUUCCUCCCUCGUCAUUCCAGGCUGCUGCUUCACCUUUUCUCACAAAUAUUCUUACCUCACCAGGUGAAAUCGUGCAUGGAGCUCCAGUGCCAGGGUCUUUGGUCUUGCCCACGGUGUUGGUGUUGCAAAUCCGUUCAGAUUCGGAGUCCUUUCUUAAAGGUACAGGACUCAUUUGUGUGUUUUAUGGACACAUAUCCGAUCUGUUUGCUGGUUGGUAUAGGGAUCAAAUACUUAUUUUCACUCAAUCAGUCACAAAUUCUUUCAUAGUGUUUUUUUUCUGCCUUAAAAAAUAUAAUAUCACUCUGUUGGCAUAAAUCUACUGUUCAUAGGAAACGUAAUAAACCGGCAGGGGAUCGAAUACUUAUUUCCUCCAGUUCUCAUCAAAGGCAUGCAUACAUUUACAGCUCUCUAUCAAUUCAGAAUAAAAAAAUUUUUUUGGUAUUAAAAUUUUAUGAAGACAGCAAAUGUGAGUCAAAGUCAACAGAAAGAAAGCCGGUGUGAUGUUUACACGGAAAGUUGAGUUUGAUGCGUGUUGAUGAUGCAACAGAUGGCACGGGUGAUUGUUGAACGACACGUAGCAUUUUUCCAAAGUAAUACGUUUACAUCCAACCCCUUUAGCAAAUUUGGAAUGAAGUUGUAACCGAUGUGGACUUCAUGGUCAUUACUGUUCGAUGUAUUCCUGGAACUGACGACAAAAAAAAAAAGUGAUGAUUCUGUAAUCGUUUACACGAGCUUUGUCUUGAUCCCUUUCUUUUCUGUUGUUUUAUUUGAUGUUAUGUAAUUCUACUACUAUACAGUUUGGUGUCAAAGAAAUGUACAGGUCAGAAGUUUACAUUAAUUUUGCAACUUAAUCCUUUAUUUCAUUCAUUCUUUCUGCAGGAUGAAAUGAUUUUUAAACACUAAAAUAUGUCUCCUUUUGAAAUUAGACAAAAAAGUUUUUAAAAAGUUAAUUAAAAAUUCUACACCCAAUUCAUGUUCUUCCGUAAAAAUGCGUAUUGUCAUUCCAUCCUGCAAAAAGGAACAUCUCAAAUAAAUGAUUAAGGGUCCAGUGACGACUUUUUGACCACCACCUGUAUAUCCUGAACAAAGUUCAUUUCAACUAGAUGCUUAGAUAGAGUAUACGUAUGUAAUAUCAAAAUAUCAUACCUGCAUUGUAUCACCACAGAGUAGUAUCUUCUGGAUGUAAAAACAUGUACAGGUGGGAUCAAUGAAGAUAUGUGCUUGAGUAGAUCAUGUUAGCUGCUAAACGGUAUUGUAAUAUUUGCUGUGGCGUUCUAAUGUGAAAAGCAGAUUUGUUGAAUUUUUAAAUAUGAUCAAAAUAUUGUUGGAUAUUUUACCUAACUCCAGAAACAUAUACCCGUAUUUUCCGGACUAUAAGUCGGCACUUUUGUUCAUAGGUUGGCUGUUCCUGCGACUUAUACUCCAGAGCGACUUAUAAAUGAAAAAAGUGUUUAUGUUACAUAAACACGGGACACAUUUUCUGUUUAUGUUUAUUUUUCAUGGAGCUGAAUAAGCAUUGUGUUAGCAUAUCUUACACCUAUUCAGCCUGUUCUCUAUUUUUUUAUUGUUAGAACUCGCCUUCCAAGAGGACGUAAUGUCUGUUUUGGUCAUGUAGUUUUUAAAAUAACCCGCAAAAAAUGCGACUUAUACUCCAGUGCAGCUUAUGUUUUUAUUUUUCUACCUAAUUAUGCAUUUUUGGACUUGUGCGACUUAUACUACGGAGCGACUUAUAGUCCAGAAAAUACGGUACUGUAAUAUUUUCAAGUACAUGUCAAAGGUAACAAUCUGCAUGGUCCUGUCUAUCAAUGUAUGUGGCUUUUUCACUUUGCUACUUCAACAAUAAAGACGUGAAAUAUGCUCUCUACUUCAAAAUGAAACAUAUCCAUUUUCAUAAGUUUUUGCUAAUAUACACCACCACUCAAAAGUUUGGGAUCACUUGCAAA
Messenger RNA from Doryrhamphus excisus (bluestripe pipefish), 7336 nucleotides. It is a transcript of the gene astn1, whose product is annotated as astrotactin 1. The record is from RefSeq and is a predicted model, not a curated record. NCBI's taxonomy places the organism in Eukaryota, Metazoa, Chordata, Actinopteri, Syngnathiformes, Syngnathidae. Gene Ontology annotation, biological process: neuron cell-cell adhesion; neuron migration. Gene Ontology annotation, cellular component: endosome; membrane. Gene Ontology annotation, molecular function: protein binding.